GUGGACCUGCAGCAGAACCCAUGGGAGUGCAACUGUGAAGCAGCUCCGCUGAAGCGCUGGCUGGAGGGGCUGAGCGCCGUGGUGGUGGUGGGAGAGGUCGUGUGCCAUUCCCCAGAAAAGACCAGAGGCGUGGACCUGCGCUCCCUCUCCAUGGAGCUGCUCUGCCCUGAGCUGGAGCCCCAGGAGGAUCAGGAGCACGAGGAGCAGACGGCCACCUCCUCCAGCCCAGACCCAGGAGUGUCAGCCGACUACCCCGGCUCAGACCUGGGCCCUCUGAUCCCCCCAGGGAAAGAUUCAAUCCCUCUGUCGGUGUUAGUGCUCAGCCUGCUGGUGUUGUUUGUCUCCGCAUUCUUUGCAGCUGCGGCACUAAUCGCCUACGCCCUGAGGAGGAGGGACAAGCUGCCAUUCCGCCGCCAGGGAGAGGUGGAUUUGGCGGGCAUGGAGUGCGGAAUCUUCACGGAGCAGACACACCACCACCAUCACCACGGUCUCCCACAGACGCCGCCACCGCUACAACCGCCGGAGCAUAACCACGUCUACGACACCAUCCUGCCCCCCGAUUCUGCCCCCAAGGGUCCUGACCCCGCCGCGCACAUGUGCAACAAUCCAAUCUACAAAGAGGAGCAGGACGCAGCCGUGAAACAGCGCUCGCCGCCACAGCUACAACAGCCGAGCGAGGCAGGGUAUUGCCCCGCGGUCGAGAAAGAUCGGGACUGGAGUCUGGAGGUGUCGUCAUCACCCAUCAGCACCGUCACCGGAGCCAUGGGUCCCCUCGCCGGCCUCCAUGGCAACGGCAUCCUCUGCCCGACAGUCAUCGACAGCCAGGGUCCCACUCCGAAGGUGGAACUGGUGGACUGCCUCUUCAGAAUCCCCGCCCCAGAGUUCCGAGACCUGCCAGACAGGUACGCGAGGCCGCCGCCCCGCUAUCCUCACCCGCAAGACUCGGCUAAGCAGGACGCCAGAGCCGAACUCAUCGUAACCACUGCCAGCUCCAGCUCCAGCGGUGCCGGCCAGAGCGAGCAGGGGGCGGCAGAACCCAGGGCCCGGCUCAGGACCACACCGGACUACAUGGAGGUGCUGGACCGGUCAUACCAGUUUUAACCGAGCCCCUCCCCCCUCUUUCUUCUCUCCCUGCAACCCCUCUUCUCUCGUCUCCUCAUCAUCUCCCUCUCCGGUGAUGAAUCAUCCAGUAACAAUGACUCGUGUACAGAGGCUGCUGUGGCUUUCAGAGGGGCCUGUGGGGGAGUGGGACUACACUACAUGCUAUGUUUAUUCCUGGAUAACCAGUUGAGGUGACUUUUUGUAUUUUCCCCACGACUGGCAGUAGUAUAGGUUGGUAUUUGAAAGGAUUAGCCGAUCCCAGAUCUCUGCCUGGAGGCUCAGCUGUAGCUACAACGGUAUUUUUUCCUCCAUUGCGCCUCAUAAAAAGCACUGAGGCUGCAAGCUUCAUUUUUCUACAGCGUGGCAUGGUUUGCGUUAAUGUGCACAUGAUCACUCUCAAAAGGACCCGUGUGGAAGGUGAAGUGCACCAGCUCUUGUGACAUCAAACACAGUCAUAAACUGUGACAGAAGCUGGGCCGAUGACGACGGCGUCAGAUGGAGAAAACGACGAGACAAAGAGGGAGAGAAAUGACUGAAAUACAGCCAAGUGCCUUAGCAAUGAACAGCCAGCAGUGUGGUCAAUGCUUAUUUUUCUAUGAAUACAGAUCUAUUUAUCUAAACAAAGAGGUUUGACUACCAAUGGAUGGGACGCUGAUAGACGAACGAGACUAAAACCAAUCAAAGCCGCAGAUAAUUGCAUUCCCUGGAUGAGCCAAAAAUAUACCCAGUCAAUAUUGGACUUGUUUGUAUGCAGUUCAUUUCAGUUUCCAUCUCAUCCAGCUCACUUGAUUUACUUAUCCAGUUGAAUUUUUUUUACGGGGCUAGCUAGAUGAUGGACAUUCUCUGACUUAUCCAGGAAUAACUGGUUGCUGUGUGAAUUUCUUUCUUUUUUUCUUUUUUUUUUCCCCUUUUUUUUUUGGAAUGCAAGAUACAACAUUAGAAAGACCAACUUACAAAAAGGACGUGGCAAUGGAUGCAUUUUAGAUUCCUUAAUCACCCAGACUUAACGGGGCCAUUAGGAUCUCUGCUUUCCUUUCGUCAGACAAAGGCACCGAGGUUAUUGUAUUGAUUUUGAAGUAUUUCUCAGAGGAAAAUUGAACGGCAAAAAAAAGAAAAUGAAAAUGAAAACAAUAGA
Molecule: messenger RNA, 2236 nt
Organism: Sphaeramia orbicularis (orbiculate cardinalfish)
Lineage: Eukaryota; Metazoa; Chordata; Actinopteri; Kurtiformes; Apogonidae
Product: SLIT and NTRK-like protein 3
Exons: 1
Biological process (GO): axonogenesis; positive regulation of synapse assembly
Cellular component (GO): GABA-ergic synapse; postsynaptic density membrane
Source: RefSeq, a predicted model, not a curated record